Eucalyptus grandis is the source of this 1694-nucleotide messenger RNA. Its product is annotated as probable L-type lectin-domain containing receptor kinase S.7. The transcript has a single exon. The record is from RefSeq and is a predicted model, not a curated record. Gene Ontology annotation, molecular function: carbohydrate binding. Lineage: Eukaryota; Viridiplantae; Streptophyta; Magnoliopsida; Myrtales; Myrtaceae. The coding region runs from base 359 to 1450 and encodes 363 amino acids.
CAAGCACUGAGCAAAAGCGAGUCAGUGUGUUUUGCAGAAACGAGUAAAACCCGUAUUUAAUUUUCACAACCCCCAUUCCAACCCUCUCUCUCUCUCUCUCUCUCUACUUUCUCUCUCUUCCCCUUUCUUUACUUUCUCUUCCACUGGUUUCCUCCUCACUGCAAUCCCCCCCAGAAGAAAAGCUACUACGACCCCCAAAAAAAAAAAAAAAAUUUUGCGCUUCACUUCGCUGUAAAUGCAGGCGGGAUCAUCCUGCCCACGCCAAACCCUAGAGACCCAGUAGCUUUCUCCUCCCUCUUCAGUCCCCACGCCCUCGGCCUCGCCGGAGAUUCGGAGCUCUGCGCCCCCCGCCUCGUCCAUGGCCGCCGCCGCGACCUCCUCCCGCCGCCGCCGCCUCGGCGUCGGGCCCCUCUCGGCCUUGGCCCUCGUCGUCGUCUCCCUCGGAGCGCUCGCCGACGACCCGGGCCCCUCCUUCUCCUUCCGCGGGUUCGCCAAAGACGCCUACUUUGAGUCCAACGUCGCAUUGUACGGAGACGCCAAGGUGGUCUCCGCCGGGGGUUCCUCGGUUCAGCUGACCGGCGCGGGGGGCCCGAGCGCCGGGGCGGUCGCGUACAGGAGACCCAUCAAGAUCGUGCAAGGUAAUCCGGAGAAUCUGGUCUCUUUUUCGACGCACUUCGCGUUUUCUUUGUCCGGAGGCGGUGGAGAUGGCUUUGCGUUCGCUCUGUCUCCGAGCGGCUUCAAUGCGGACGGAUUUGGGGACAUGGAUAGUCCCUUCGGCCUUCCUCUGGGAAAGAACGGGACCUCGAACGGGACCGUCGCGGUUGAAUUCGAUUCGGUGAAGAAUGCCGUGGCGAUUGAUGCGGGCGGCCUCGGGCCUGUCAAAGCGAAGAACUUGUCUUCGCUUGAUUUGGUGCUGAAUAGCGGGAGCAAGCUCCAUUCUUGGAUAGAUUACGAAGCUGGGUCGAGAAGGUUGGAGGUCAGGGUGAGUCGGUCCUCCGAGUCGCGGCCGUCGGAUCCGACCCUCGCUCGAUUCGUGGACUUGUGGACGAUGUGGAAGGAGGGCGAUGUGUUUCUGGGUUUGAGCUCAUCCAAUGGGAACUCGAGCCAGGCAUGCUUUAUCCAUUCUUGGAGCUUCAAGCUCAGGCAUGUCCCUCGAUCGAUGCACUCGGAGCCGGUGGAUCCUCAAGCCAUCCGUCAGAACGCCAAGAAUCUGGGAGCCCAUGAGAAGAACGAUUGCUUCUUGAAAGUGCUCGCGGCGAUGGUUUUCGGCACGGGGAGCGGCGCUCUGGGGGCGUUCGUGGUCCUGUACCUGUGGACGAUAUUCGGGAACCGGCGUCCGGUGGCGCCGGAGGAGUUUGUGGUGGAGCCUGUGGAUUUGAAGAAGUGCAAUAAAUUGGAGGUGAUUGUAGUAGAUAAGGAGGCCGUCAAAGAUGUGAGUGCGACCAAGUGAAAGCUGACUGGUGUUUAGAUAAGCCCAUCAAAGAAGAUGGUGGCACGUUAGGUGUUUGAAGAUGGGGAGAUUUUUGCUGUUGGUCUUUUCUUGCUGUAAAUUGAUGUCUUCUUUGGUUCUUUCAUUUUCAGCUUUCUUGUGUUGUUGUAAUCUGAUAAUUAACUGUCUAAAAUGUAGUUUAUUGUCACAUAUUAUCCAGUUUGAAAGCACUUAAGAGGGUUCUUUUCAGUACCUUAAAUGCGUA